AUAUGUUGAUAAUUGGAAAGAGCAAGUUGAGAGGAUGAGAGCUGUAAAUAGGAUGCUAGUUUUUGAAGUUAAAAUACUUUAGGAUGCGAAUGAUUUUUGCUGUCCUAAAAGCUUUUGGCCAUGAAUAUAUAUAUAGAGAUGAGAAAUUUUGUAGGAUAUGGUAGGGUGCAUGAAUGAUUGAAGGAGGAUGGCUUUGAGAUAAGAGUCAUGGGACCGAUAGGAAAGAAAGAGCACAUGGUGUUGCCUUGGAAGUGUUCUUAGGAAUUAAUGAGAGAUGUUAUACUUGAUAGUAAUCCCAUGCCAAUCCACUUGAAAUAGGACGUAUGAUUUCAAAUCUCUCACUGUCCUUUGCCUCAUAAUUUGAUCUAUCCAGCUGUAAUUCAACAUUAGGUAACGUGAAGAAGAAAACAAGUUCAAAGCAUGUCUGACAAAAUAUGGAAUACCAAUUAAUCCAUGAACAGAAUUAGGCCUUCACUUAGCAACAUCUCAUUCGGACCAUGUGGAGGCUUAAUGUUGCUCGUUGUUCAACAAGGUGGGGUUACACACCUGCACCCCACUUAAUGCUUGAUAGAAGUACUGCAGACAACCCCAUGCGAAAUCUCAUCUGUACUCCCUCCUUCUUUUAACAGCUAUAUAUACAUUAUCCUAUAUCUUCAAAAACUACACAAGCCUUCGGAAUCCUCUAACAUCAAAAUUUGGAUUCAUUCUCUGUAAAUUUGAGAUUGUUCUUCUUCCUUAAACAAGCUCAAAAAAUGGGUUUUCGUUUACCUGCCAUUCGACGGGCAUCAUUUGCAGCAAGACAAGCAACUUCAAAAUCUGAAGAUGUACCAAAGGGCUAUUUUGCCGUUUAUGUUGGAGAGAAACAAAAUCGGUUUGUGAUUCCCAUCUCUUACUUGAACCAACCUUCAUUCCAAUACUUACUGAGUCAAGCUGAGGAAGAGUUUGGAUACGAUCAUCCAAUGGGAGGCCUCACAAUUCCUUGCAGUGAAGAUGCCUUCAAGCACACAAUUUCUUGCUUCAAUGGACAAUAGAUCUCACUUUAGAAGACUGACAUAGCCUAUUAGAGACAUUUUGUACAAUAGGCAUCUUCUCAAUCCUGUAACUAUUAAUACCAUUUUUUGAGUAAUGAUAACGAAUUCAAAUGCAA
This is a messenger RNA of Vigna radiata var. radiata (mung bean), 1147 nucleotides long. RefSeq names its product auxin-induced protein 15A-like. The record is from RefSeq and is a predicted model, not a curated record. The transcript has a single exon. Lineage: Eukaryota; Viridiplantae; Streptophyta; Magnoliopsida; Fabales; Fabaceae. Gene Ontology annotation, biological process: response to auxin. The coding region runs from base 753 to 1031 and encodes 92 amino acids.